AUGGCGUCUGGCAGCGUGCAGGGGCUGACGGUGUGGGUGAAGCUGCGGCAGCCGCAGAACAACGACGUCGUCUAUGGAGUCGUGCAGGACCUCGUCGCGGGCUCGCAUCUGGCCCUGAGAGAUGUCUUCUUCCCGGGCUCCAACACGCGGUGGGAGCACUGGACGGUGCAGGCCACGGCCAUCGAGGACAUCCAAGUCGUCGACACCAACGACCCCAACUCCCUCCCCACGCCGACUCCUCCCCCUUCACACGCGCCUACACCACCGACAUCCCUCCCUCUCCGAGCGACCUCCAACGGCUAUGCUCCCCCUCACGCGCAUCCACCUCCGCCCUCUCAAGCCCUCCCCGCCGCCGUGUCUCGAGUCGCCAGCGAGCAUUCAGCUGUCCGGCACGCUUCGGCUCCCAUAGAGCUGCCUACCCAAACUCCCACGCCACAGCGCGAACCCGCCAGCUUCAUCGAUCCUGCCAUUCUCAGCUACGAGGGCACAGCGUCCCCCGUGCACAACCGGACCGCCUCGAAGCCCGCCGAAAUGGACACUCCUAUCAAGUCAAUGCUGGCGAAAGCUGCUGCCAACUUACCAAGUCCAGGCUCGCCGUUCAUCGGAGAUGUUACUAAGAACAACGUCACGCAGAAAAUGGCUGUCGCCAAACAGCAACCUCCACCUCGAGCACCAGUAUUUACGGCACCGAAGCCAGCUGAGAAUGCGGUUCAAGAGGAUACUCCAGACGGUGCUCAGAACGAAGCAGGAUCGAAGAAGAAGGUCAGGCGAGGUCAGAAGACUAAGAAGCAGGCGACACUGUCGGCAGAAAACGCAGAUCCUCCUCCAGUCAUGAACUCGGAGGUGUCGAGGAAUGGCAAUGACAUGAAUGGAUCCGUGAAGAGAGGCAAAGGUUGGCGUAGCACUCCGCUCUUGCAGCCUACUCCACAGGCUGCCACUCCUCAAGACAAGCAUGGCCGGAACAAGAGCAGGCGGAAACAGAAGGAAGAGAUCGAUCAGAUGGGUGACACCACCGACAUCCAGGAGAUGGGAGACUUUGACUUUGAAGGCGAGCUGAAGAAGUUUGACAAGAAGCAAGUCUUUGACGAGAUCAGGCAAGGAGAUACGACCGCCGAUGAAGAUCGCCUCGUCAGUCACAACAAGGCCGCUCGACCUGGCACGUACGGGGGUAAGAACCUGCAUCCCACGGAGCCUGUCUUGUCGCCCAAGAUCCAGCCAGUCUACAACAGCAACGAGUUGGACAGCUCAAGCGACGCCGACACGGAGUUGAACAUGGCCAACGGACGAUCAUCCUCCAAGCACUCAGUCUCUCGGACCGUCUAUCCAAAGACGAAGCCAAGCAGACAGAACAGCAGCCAGGUGGACCCCAAGCCACAUCCUCUUUCGGCAUCAAUCUCCUCUGAGACGAAAAACCUCAAUCCAUCUACAACAUCACUCGUUAACAGAGCAAAAGCUGCAUCAUUGGCAGCAUCGUCACCACGGCCAGACCGCGCCAGCUCGCCACAGUCUGGAGUCUCCAACUCGAGAGGAGCGGACCACGCAAAUGACACAUCGACAAUACUCGAACCACAUCUUGCUAUCCAUCCUCUUCUGACGCCCUGCCCUACGUUGCUGCCCAAAGCGCUGGAAAGUCUCGAAGCAGCGGCAGUCUCAGCAUUCGGUGUGAGUUACGACGCCAUCACUGAAAGCGCAGCUCGAUGCAUCGCUGAGGCUGCUCUGCAACUAUCCGAAACUCAUGGCGGAGCUCGACGUCCAUCAAGGACCAACACUCUCCGAGGAAGUAUGUCAGCAAGCAUGACUCUCAACAGCCCGAGCGAACCCGCCACCAUCGUCGUACUUGCAGGAAAUCACGAGACUGGCGCAAGAGCUCUCGCUGCAGCACGCCAGCUUCUGGGCAGAGGAGUCAAGAUCAUCGCCGCAGAAAGCCUGUACGAGAACGCCGAGACACAAGAUCCUCUUGCGAAGAUCCAAUCUGCCAUUCUUCGAAGAAUGAACCGCGGCGGUGCUAAGAUCAAGCGUGGUCUCUGGCGCAAAGCCUCCUCCCACAUUAAGAAUCUUUCUGGUCCUCCCGCUGUCAUCAUCGACGCCCUCCUCGCAGGCUCUACGUACGACUCCCUCCUCACCUCAAACGCCUCCCACAAUGCCUCAGUCCAGCAAGAAACCCGCGAGAUGAUCGACUGGGCAAAUCGCAGCCGUGCCCCUGUCCUCUCCGUCGGCUGUCCCUCGGGCGUGUCAGGCGUUGAUGGAUCGUCCACCAUCGUCGAAGCCGAGCCCCUCGCCGUCCGCCCUGAAAAGGUCCUCUCCCUUGGCGCGCCGAUGCAAGGUCUCCUGAAAGCGAUGGAGAACGGCGAAAAGCUCGACAUCUCCCUCGCCGACAUUGGGAUCAACUUAGCACUGAAGAGCGACGAGGCAGUGGCGUUUGGAGGGCCCUGGGUGGUGGAUUUGAAGUAUGUGGAGGAUGGGGAUGCGUCGACGGUUGUUUAG
Molecule: messenger RNA, 2484 nt
Organism: Zasmidium cellare ATCC 36951
Lineage: Eukaryota; Fungi; Ascomycota; Dothideomycetes; Mycosphaerellales; Mycosphaerellaceae
Exons: 2
Coding region: 1-2484 (827 amino acids)
Biological process (GO): deadenylation-independent decapping of nuclear-transcribed mRNA; P-body assembly
Cellular component (GO): P-body
Molecular function (GO): mRNA binding
Source: RefSeq, a predicted model, not a curated record